GCAGCGCGGGGGCGUCGGGGCGGGGCCGAGCCUCUCCAGCCCUCGGGGCGGUUGCCAUAGCGCCAGAGCCGCCGCCGAGCCCUUCUCGCCUGCGGCGCUGGGGGCCGGGGAGCCGCUCGGGACUCCGCCUGUAGCAGCGCCGCCGCCCUGCUCGGGAGCCCGUCCGCCAGGAGGCCGAGCUGUGCGCUGCCCUUCGCCGCUUGCGGCCCCCCAAGGUGGGCGAUGAGGGCCCCCCUCCUGCCCGUCAGCAGAGACCGGAGGAUCUCGGACUUCCCCAAGUGCUACACCCCCGAGGCCUGUCUGCAGCUCAGGGAGGAUUUCCACGGCCAGGUGAGGGCGGCCUGUCAGCGGAGGAACCCUGGGACCGUUGGCCUAAAGAUCUCCAAGGUGGUUGUGGUGGGAGACCUCUGUGUUGGGAAAACAAGCCUCAUCAACAGGUUUUGUAAAGAGGUUUUUGACCGGGAUUACAAGGCAACCAUUGGCGUGGAUUUUGAAAUUGAGCGUUUUGAGAUUGCUGGGGUGCCCUACAACCUUCAGAUAUGGGACACGGCCGGCCAGGAGAAGUUCAAGUGCAUCGCGUCUGCCUACUACAGAGGAGCGGAAGUGAUUAUCACAGUUUUCGACUUAGCUGACAUCCAGACUUUGGAUCACACCAAACGGUGGCUGGAGGAUGCCCUGCGGGAGAAUCACCCCAGUUCCAGCUUUGUAUUUCUGGUGGGAACCAAGAAGGAUCUGCUGUCCAAUGCCGAGAGUGAGCGGACAGAGCGGGACGCCGUCCGUCUGGCUAACGAGAUGCAGGCAGAGUAUUGGUCCGUCUCGGCCAAAACAGGGGAAAAUGUCAAGGACUUUUUUUUCCGGGUCGCUGCCUUGGCCUUUGAGAGGUCUGUGCUCAUGGAGCUGGAGAAGAGCUGCAACCGGCUGCUGCCAAUCGGCACAGGGGACUUCAUCAGGGUAGAGGAAAAUGUGGUGCCUUCACACGGAUCUCGUCCAUCCAACCUGAACUGCUGCUAAUGGCUCCCAGGGGGACAAACUGCAGGCUGCCCCCAUCCCUCUUGGACAAGCAGGAAAUCUCUGGAUCCCGGGGAACCACACGGAGUGCGGCAGAACCAGUCCCCACCUCCACUGCUCCCAAAGCCCCUCUGAGCCAUGGAGGAAAGGACCCGGCUUUCUCUAGAAAGGUUUCUUCUCUCUGGAAACUCUUUGUGGUCCAAACACCAAGCAUUUGCCUCCUUGUUACCUGGAGAUGGUACGAACGGACCAGGUCUGCUGACUGGGCUAAUUCAGGACAACAGCCCCAAACCAGCUGACUCUUCUUGGCAGCCGCAAAUUCUGCUUGAAGUGGACAUCUAGUUAAACCUUAACCAUGAAAUAGCUGUUAAAACCGGCAGGAGGAGUUUGUACUUAAGAGGGGAUAUCUGGAGUGAGAAAAGUUGGUUAACCCCCGUCUGUCUCCGAUUUAGGGCCCCUCUAGUGGACUCUGGGCCCCAGAGCAUCUUGAGCGGAAUUAAUCACUUGAAUUACUUGUUAACUUUGCUUAGAAUGACUGCCAGAGCAAAAAAAUAAAAAUAAUAAUAACCCCUGUCAAAACAGACCUUUGUCUUCAUGUCCAUCAUAGAAUUAAAUUAAAAUUUCUGUUGCUAAAUGAGACAGUUAAGUCACUUUUGUCCCUUGCCAGUUGUUACGUGACCUCUGCAGUUGCUAAGUGGGUAACACCGUUAAGUGAAUCCGGCUUCCCCAUUGGCUCUUGCUUGUCAGGAGCUUGCAAAAGGAGAUCACGUGACCCUGAGACACUGACCGUCAUAAAUAUGAGCGAGUGGCCAAGUGUUGGAAUUUUGUUUACAUGACCGUGGGGAUGCCGGGACGGUCAUAAGUGUGAAAGUUGCUAUUUGCAACUUCAAACUGUCACUAAAUGAAGGGUUGUAAGUCGAGGACCUGUAUUGAGGAUGCCCAAAAAACAAAUGGUGCAAGCAGGCCUUUCUUUAGCCUUUCUAAAUGUACGCAGGUAACAGAGUGCUGUCUCUGAAUCCUGUCUAAUAACAUGUCAACAGCCCAAAUGAUUU
Molecule: messenger RNA, 2060 nt
Organism: Ahaetulla prasina
Lineage: Eukaryota; Metazoa; Chordata; Lepidosauria; Squamata; Colubridae
Gene: RAB36
Product: RAB36, member RAS oncogene family
Exons: 11
Coding region: 223-1011 (262 amino acids)
Molecular function (GO): GTP binding; GTPase activity
Source: RefSeq, a predicted model, not a curated record